AUGGGAUGUGCUGCACAGCUCUUUUUCUUUUUCCUCUUCAUCUUAGCAGAGUUUUAUCUCCUCACCACCAUGUGCUACGACCGCUACGUUGCCAUCUGCAAACCCCUGCACUAUGGGACCCUCCUGGGCAGCAGAGCUUGUGCCCACAUGGCAGCAGCUGCCUGGGUCACUGGCUUUCUCAAUGCUCUGCUGCACACAGCCAAUACAUUUUCCCUGCCCCUGUGCCAGGGCAAUGCCCUGAGCCAGUUCUUCUGUGAAAUCCCACACAUCCUCAAGCUCUCCUGCUCACAUUCAGGCUACCUCAGGGAAAUUGGGCUCAUUGGGGUUACUGCCAGUUUAUCAUUUAGUUGUUUCAUUUUCAUUGUUUUCUCCUAUGUGCAGAUCUUCAGGGCUGUGCUGAGGAUCCCCUCUGAGGAGGGACGGCACAAAGCCUUUUCCACCUGCCUCCCUCACCUGACCGUGGUCUCCCUGUUUGUCAGUACUGCUACAUUUGCCUACCUGAAGCCUCCCUCCAUCUCCUCCCCAUCCCUGGACCUGAUUGUGUCAGUUCUGUACUCGGUGGUGCCUCCAUCACUGAACCCCCUCAUC
This is a messenger RNA of Corapipo altera (White-ruffed manakin), 588 nucleotides long. Its product is annotated as olfactory receptor 14J1-like. The transcript has a single exon. NCBI's taxonomy places the organism in Eukaryota, Metazoa, Chordata, Aves, Passeriformes, Pipridae. Gene Ontology annotation, cellular component: membrane. The record is from RefSeq and is a predicted model, not a curated record. Gene Ontology annotation, molecular function: G protein-coupled receptor activity; olfactory receptor activity. The annotation marks the transcript as partial. Gene Ontology annotation, biological process: G protein-coupled receptor signaling pathway.